Molecule: messenger RNA, 1293 nt
Organism: Phycomyces blakesleeanus NRRL 1555(-)
Lineage: Eukaryota; Fungi; Mucoromycota; Mucoromycetes; Mucorales; Phycomycetaceae
Exons: 5
Coding region: 1-1293 (430 amino acids)
Molecular function (GO): zinc ion binding
Source: RefSeq, a predicted model, not a curated record
AUGUCUCAUUUCAAGUCUUCAAGUCCUUUACCGACCGAGCCUUCUAGACAAUAUACGGCUAAUUUUCCAGGUUCUACGAGCAAUAGUGUGAAUAAGAAGUCAAGCUUUUCAUCUGUAGGACCGAGAUCACCAUCCUCUUCUUCAACUCCAUCAACCUUAAACACAGAACAACAGAAAUCAGAAACAUCAGAUAAAGUACAGACAUCCAUUUCUUCACGAUCAGCUAUUACAACACCAGACCAACCUACUUACUCCGAGACAGAGUAUAAUGAGCGACGAUGUUGGAUCUGCUUUGGAGAAGAUGGUGAUUCUGAAGGUCGCUGGGUGAGCCCAUGUCAAUGUUCCCUGAUUGCACACGAGAAGUGUCUUUUGCGUUGGAUGUUCGAGAGUCAAAAAAAGGAGCCCCUUAAACAGGUCACCUGUCCACAGUGUGCUUUUCCUUAUUCAUUUCAACAAAAAACCAGUCUUUCAUACAUUAUGAUAACACUUGGAGAACGUGCACUAUCUACUAUUGCACCCUACUUCUUUGGAUUCACGAUUGGGUGUUCAAUAAUAAUUGCAGCAACAACUCUCGGUGCAUUUACAGUUGUCACCGUUAUGGGUCCAAAAGAUAGUGAGCGCCUGAUCGGAAAUCCAGCACAAUGGACGUGGAGGGCGUGGGUAGGACUUCCUUUAAUUCCUGCCACACUCUUGACCUCAAUAUUUCCAUUUGCCAAUGUAUAUCCAUUCGUUGCAUUUACAUUCAUGAGUAUGGCGUCAAGAUCCUACAGACGGCCCAGUCUCAACUGGCCACCAUCAGUCUUUGAUGUAGUAAUAGGUUAUCCUAUGGUGAGAAUGGUUUAUGUUUCUGCCCGAAAUGCUACAUACAGAUUAGUUGUGCGUAGAUCUAUGCUUAGAUCCAGCUCUCCACGCCAAUCUUUGGGAUUAAAUGCAUCCUCGAGUACACCACAGCUAUCAAAUAUAGAGCAAAAUAAUGAAAAUUCGUAUUCAGAUAUUCAACCCAUUAACGAUAUACAAAUCGAUGAAAUUGAGACACGCAGAAUGCCAGAUAUAUUAUUGUCCUCUAUGUGUGCACUUUUACUUCCCUUUACAGGUUCUGCACUUGGAAACUUGUUGACAUAUUUCAAGCCUGUAAAACGCUAUUUCCCGGCGCCAUUUCAUCGUACGAUUCUAGGUGGAUGUAUUCUGGUGGUUUCAGCUGAUAUUAUUGAUAUGUGGUAUGCACAUUCAGUCAUUCGACAACAUCAAUCUCGGCGCAUCAGAAACUAUUCAGAAAUCAAACAACGGCACUAG